UACAACCUCAUUUCAAAAUGAAGCCUUUUAUCUGGACCGUAGGUGUGUUAUUCUUCCUACUAAUGGGCACUGGACAUUGCAGAGGAGGACAGUUCAAAAUAAAAAAAAUACCCCAGAGAAGACACCCUCGUGCCACAGAUGGUAAAGAGGAAGUAAAGAAGUGUGCAUAUACGUUCCUGGUACCUGAACAAAAAAUAACAGGGCCCAUCUGUGUCAAUACCAAAGGGCAAGAUGCAGGUACCAUUAAAGACAUGAUCACCAGGAUGGACCUUGAAAAUCUGAAGGAUGUGCUAUCCAGGCAGAAGCGGGAGAUCGAUGUCUUGCAAUUGGUGGUGGAUGUAGAUGGAAACAUUGUAAAUGAGGUAAAGCUGCUGAGAAAAGAAAGCCGUAACAUGAACUCUCGAGUUACUCAACUCUAUAUGCAACUACUACAUGAGAUUAUCCGUAAGAGGGAUAAUUCACUUGAACUUUCCCAGUUGGAAAAUAAAAUCCUCAAUGUCACCACAGAAAUGCUGAAGAUGGCAACAAGGUACAGGGAACUAGAGGUGAAAUACGCUUCCUUGACCGAUCUUGUCAAUAACCAGUCUGUGAUGAUCACUUUGUUGGAAGAACAGUGCUUGAGGAUAUUUUCCCGACAAGACACCCAUGUGUCUCCCCCUCUCGUCCAGGUGGUGCCACAACAUAUCCCUAACAGUCAUCAGUACACUCCUGGUCUGCUGGGAGGUAAUGAGAUACAGAGGGAUCCAGGUUAUCCCAGAGAUGUCAUGCCACCACCCGAUCUGGCAACUUCUCCCACCAAAAGCCCUUUCAAGAUACCACCAGUAACUUUUCUCAAUGAAGGACCAUUCAAAGACUGUCAGCAAGCAAAAGAAGCUGGGCAUUCAGUCAGUGGUAUUUAUAUGAUUAAACCUGAAAACAGCAAUGGACCAUUGCAGUUAUGGUGUGAAAACAGUUUGGAUCCUGGGGGUUGGACUGUUAUUCAGAAAAGAACAGAUGGCUCUGUCAACUUCUUCAGAAAUUGGGAAAAUUAUAAGAAAGGGUUUGGAAAUAUUGAUGGAGAAUAUUGGCUUGGACUAGAAAAUAUCUAUAUGCUUAGCAAUCAAGAUAAUUACAAACUGUUGAUCGAAUUAGAAGACUGGAGUGAUAAAAAAGUUUAUGCAGAAUACAGCAGCUUUCGUCUGGAAUCUGAAAGUGAAUUCUAUAGACUGCGUCUGGGAACUUACCAGGGAAAUGCAGGGGAUUCUAUGAUGUGGCAUAACGGUAAACAAUUCACCACACUGGACAGAGAUAAAGAUAUGUAUGCAGGAAACUGUGCCCACUUUCAUAAAGGAGGCUGGUGGUACAAUGCCUGUGCACAUUCUAACCUAAAUGGAGUAUGGUACAGAGGAGGCCAUUAUAGAAGCAAGCAGCAAGAUGGAAUUUUUUGGGCUGAAUACAGAGGCGGGUCAUAUUCCUUGAGAGCAGUUCAGAUGAUGAUCAAGCCUAUUGACUGAAGAAAGACAGUCCCCAAAUUAAGAGACAUAGACUCUGUAUUUUUCAGUUCCUAAAAAUG
Otolemur garnettii (small-eared galago) is the source of this 1552-nucleotide messenger RNA. RefSeq names its product angiopoietin like 1 (gene ANGPTL1). Gene Ontology annotation, biological process: cell surface receptor protein tyrosine kinase signaling pathway. The record is from RefSeq and is a predicted model, not a curated record. The transcript has 4 exons. Bases 18 to 1493 code for a protein of 491 amino acids. NCBI's taxonomy places the organism in Eukaryota, Metazoa, Chordata, Mammalia, Primates, Galagidae.